Molecule: messenger RNA, 10479 nt
Organism: Plasmodium gallinaceum
Lineage: Eukaryota; Apicomplexa; Aconoidasida; Haemosporida; Plasmodiidae
Product: conserved Plasmodium protein, unknown function
Exons: 3
Coding region: 1-10479 (3492 amino acids)
Source: RefSeq, a predicted model, not a curated record
AUGAAUAGAAGAGAUAAUAUUAUAGUUGAAAAUAAAAACAAUAUAUGUAAUUUUAGUCAUUUAGAAUUUAAUAAAAGGAAUAUUCUAAAAAAUAAUUCAAAAGAUAACUAUAAAUUAAUAUCUAAUAGUAAAGAAAAAAGUAAUGGUAGAAUAUUUUCUUUUAGUAAAAAUAAUAAUAAUGAUGAUAAUAAUUAUUCAAAACAAUUAAAUAAUAAAGUUAAUAAUAAUUUAAUUAUUAAUGAUGUUGUAGAUAAAUUAACUACUAAAGAUGAUUACAAUGAUAGAAUUAAAAAUAAUAUAAAUAAAAAAUUACUUAAUACUAAUUUUAACAAAAAAAAGACCUCUCUAAUUUCUCCUAAUAAUAAAAAAUAUAAUAUUCAGAUAGAUAAAAAAAUAUUUAACACAAAAAGUAACUCUUCUAUAAAUAAUAAUAACAAUAAAAGAAGUUCCUAUUUAUCUGAAAAUAUCUUAAAACCAAUCAUUAUGAAUAAUAAUAAUAAUAAUAAUAAUGAAACAAAAAUUAAUAUAAUUCUUUUAAAUAAUGAAAAAAAAAAUAUAUAUGAGGAUAAAAAAAAACAACUAAAUGAAAAUGAAUAUAAUAAUAAAAUAACUACAGGUAUUAAAAAAAAUCUCAAUGUUAAAGAAAUAAAUAAGAAAAUAGAAAAUCUAAAAAAAAAAAAUAUAAAUGAAAUUAAUAAUGAAAAAAAUAAAUUGAGUUUUAAUAAUAAUGAAAUAAUGUCUUACAACAAUUCAAAUAAUAAAAUCAUGACUGAAAAUGAUAAUAGUAUAACUACAAUUAAUGAAGAUAAUAAACUUCAAAAUAAAGAAAAUAAAACUAAUGUAUGUAAAAAUUAUAAAAUGAAUUAUUUAGACAAAAAAAUAGAAACAAACAAUAAAAAUACAAAUAGCUAUGAAAAAGAAAAAUAUAAUGUUAAUACAUUUAUAAAGAUAUAUAAUAAAGAUAAUUUACAAAAUUUUAAUAAAACAAAAAAUUUAAAUUAUAAAAAUAUAAAAGAAAAAUUUUCAUUUAAUUUAAAAGUAAAAAAUAAUAAAAAAAGUGAAUGUAAGUUUAAUAAUAAUAAAAUUAAUAAUCAAGAAAAUACAUUUGCAGAUAUUAAAUAUAAGAGAGAAAAUAAAAUAAAAAAUAAUAUUACUAAUUUAAUAAACAACUCUGAUAAUAAUAAUAAUAAUAAUUUUGAUGAAAUUAAAACUAUUAAUAAUAAUGAUAGUUAUUUGAAUAAAAAAAUAAAAAAUAAUAAUAUAAGCUCAAUUUCUAAUACAAACAAAUUUCCUAUUUAUACUAGUAAUAUAAAAAGUGAUAAAAAAUGUAUACAAAAUAAAUCUAAGGAAAAACAUAUAAAAAACUACUAUAAUUAUUAUAAUAAAAAAGAUGAUAAUUCAAUAAUUUUUAAUAAUAAAAAGAAUAAUUAUUCUAAUAACAAAUUAAAUAAAAAGAAAAAUAAUAAUUUAAAUACAUAUAUAGAAAACUCAAAAGAACUAAAUACAAGUAUAUCUAAUGAUAAAAGUAAAAAUGAUAUAAAUUGUGUAAAUAUAUAUAAAAAAGAAUACAAAAAUUUUUUAGAAAUAAAAAGUGACAAUAAUUACGAAAAAAAUGAUGAAACAUCUUUUUUAAAAGAAAGUUUCAUUAACUCAACUAAAAAACAAAGUUCCAUACAUGUAAAAAAUUAUAAUACUCAGAUUUUGUGUAAUUCUUUAAGUAAUUCUAAUAAUACAAAAAAAAACUAUAUAAAUAUUUCGUGUAAUACAUCUAUGAUAAGUGAAUAUGAAUUAGAUGAAAUUUAUAAUGAAACCAAUCAUGAAAAAGUGAGUAACGAAAAUGUUACUUUUAGUAAUUUAGAAAAUAUUAAUCCUUCUAAAACAAAUAGUGAAAUAUGCUUCGUUACUAGUGAUAUUGAUACUUUAGAUAAAAAUAGCAAAAUUUAUGAGAAAAAUAAUUAUAACAAAAAUAUAGAAGAAGUUUCUUCAUGUAAUGAAAUAAAGGAAGCUUACAUAUGUGGAUAUAAUACAAAUAAUAAUUGUGAUCAAGAUUAUGAUCAGAAUUUUAAUGAAAGAAUAACACCACCAGAAAAUUUAAAUAGCAAGAAUACUGUAAAUAAUUAUAUAUAUUUUUCAAAAGAUAAAAAUUGUAAUAAAGAAGUACCUAUAAAACUUAAUCCAUGUGAUAACAAUUCUUCAAUGGAGAAAUGUAAUGACACCAUAUUUUCUAAAAAAAAAGAUUCAUCUUUUAGUAUUCAUAGUAACUUUAUUAAUUCAAAAUAUGAAAAAGUAAAAAAAGGUUUAACAUUUGAAGAAAUGAAAAGAAAGAGCUUUGACACAUUUAAUAUAAGCACUUAUAUAAAUAAUAAUUUAAAAGAGAAAAAUAAAGAUAUGAAUGAAGAUGUGAUUUCUUCUAAAGAAAGAGAUAAAAAUGAAGAAAAUUUAGCAACUAUUAAAAAUCCUACAAGUGAAUUAUUGCAAAAUUAUUCUUUAUUAAAAAAAAGAAAAUUAAAUGAAAAUAAAAACAAUUUAUCCAUUUACAAUAGUAGUAAGGAAAAAAAAAAAAAAAGUAUAAAUAAUAAUGGUAAUAUUAGUAAUAAUAAUUAUAUUACGAAUCAAAAUAAAAUGAAGAAUCAUGAUUUUUUAGAAAUCAAACAUAAAAAUAUUAAUAAAAAUAUAUACGAAUCUACUAGAUAUAAUAAAUCAAAAUAUUUGAGUGAAAAAAAAAAUAAAAAUGAAUGUAUUAUUAAUAAAAUUGAAAAAGUGAGCAAUCAAAAUAAUUUAACAAAAAAUAUUAUUAGAAACUAUAAAAAUGAUAAAAUUAAUGUAAAUAAAAACAUAAAUGAUGUAAAGGAUAUGUGUCUUGAUAAAAGAUAUGAACCUGUAAUUAUAAAUAAAUAUGAGAUAAUGAGUGAAAAUAGCACCCAUAGUAAUUUAUGUAAUAGUAUUACCAGCCAUAAUAAUAAUAAUAAUAAUAAAUAUCAUGAAAAGGAAAAUAUCCAAAAAUAUAAAGAAAAAAAAUUAAUGUAUAAUUCAGAAAGCUAUCAUUUGGUUAAUAACAGUUUAUUAAAAAAAAAUAAUUUUAAUUCUGAAGAUAAAAUCAAAAAAGGAUAUAAAUUUUUAGAAUUCAGAAAACCAAUUAAUAAUUUAACAAAUGACUUAAAAAAUUUAAAUAAUUUUAGUAAAAGAGGAAUUAUUAAUAAAAAUAUAACUAAUAAAAACACUCUAAUAAAAAAUAAAAAAGCAUUAUUAAAUGUAAACAAAAAUCAUAUACAAAUAAAAAAAAACAUUUGUAAUAAAAAAGAAUUAGUUAUUAGCAAUUUGCUUACUAAAAAUACUUUCAGUCAAAAAAUAAAUCAGUCUGAAGAAAAAAGGAAUACAAUUAAAAAAAAAGCUGAAAAUAAAGUGCUAAAUGCACAAGAAAAAAAUCAGAGUUCUCAUUUAAUGAAAUUUAAUGAAUUAUCUAAUGAUACAGUAUUUAAAGAAAAAAAUAAAAUUGUUUUAUUACAAGAUAAUGUAAAGCAAGAUGAUAAAUGUUCUUAUAUAUAUAAAGAUGUCAAUAAUUUAAAUAGUAAAAGCUUAAAUAAGAAUAAUUCGAGAGAUAAUAGAAAUUUAAUUAUUAAUAAUCAUAGUAACGUAUUACUAGAAAAGCAUGAUUUUAAAGAAAAAAAAAAUCAUGAUAAAAAGCAAGUAAGUAUAUCAAUUAAAAGUUAUAAUUCUUUACAUGAUAACAUAAUUAAAAAUAGCAAUUUAAUAAAAAAUAGAGAAUUAAAUAAAAAUAAUGAUAAUAAUAAUGAAAAAAAUUCAGAUCUUCAAAAAUCUUAUUAUAAGAAUGAUCUAUGUAAAAAUGAAACAGAAAAUAAAAAUUAUCCAGUCGAAAAUGAAGAAUUUAAAUAUCAUGCAAAUCAAGACAUAAAAUGGGAAGUAAAUAAAAUAUUUGGAAAUAAUUCGAAUUGUAGUAAUCAGUAUUAUGAAGUUAAUAACGCAAACAAUUUAAGUGAAAGUAAAAGAAAUGAAGAAAAAAACAAUUGUACUAACAUUAUAUAUAAAAAUGAUCAAAAAGCUUACUAUAUGCGUACAAUAGGAGAAGAUAUAAUUUUAAAAAAAAAACAAGAGAACGAAAAAGAUGAAAUCAUAAUAAAUGUUAUAAAUGGUGAGGAAUCAAAACAUAACUUAAAAAAUAAAGAUAUAAAAACAGAUGAUUUAGAAGGUUUAUUUCUAAUAAAAAAUAAAGAAGAAGGACUUUUAAAAGAAAAAAAUAAUUAUGAAAUAAAAAAUGAAAAUUCCUUAAAUGGAACAGAAUCGAAAAAAAAAGAAAAAUAUUUUAAUAAAAAUUUAAAAACAUAUACUAAUUACAAUAACGAAAAUAUUAAUAGUGUCAAUGAUUUUCAUACAAAUAUAUGUUUUUCAAAAAAAAAAAAUUUUCAAAACAAAAUAAUGCACGAAUCGAAUGAAAAAAAAAAUUCAAAAAAUUAUGUACUUCAUUCUUUCAGUCAUGCAAAAAAAAAAAUCAACCCAUUAAAUGAAAAUAAUAAAAAUGAAAUAUACAAUAACAAAUUCAUCAAUUUAAAUAUGAAACCUUAUGAUAAAAUAAAUAUUAUUCAAGAAAUUUCAUCAGAUGAUUUGCUAAAUGAAAAUUUUGCCGAUUUAAUAAAAAAUAAAAGUAAUUUUACCAUUGAAAAAAAAAAAAAAAAUAUAAAUUUUUUUAACGAUAAUAAACCGCAUAUAGAAAAAAAUAAUGAGAACAUUUUAAAUCGAAAAUCGAAGGAUAAAAAGAUUUCUGAAAAGCAAUUGAGCAAUAUGACAGAAUUAUCGUCCUGUAAAAAAAGAAAAAUAUAUAAUUCAUGUUUUUCAAAUUUUUUAAAUGAUGUUUUAAGCUUAUCAAAUGAUUGUGCAAAUAACAAAUUAAGUAAAAGAAAGAACAGCGACAAUAUUGAUUACGGAAUUAAAAACGAAAAUGACAAAAAAAUAUUGAGGUAUAACUGUUUCACGAAAUUUGAUAAUGGAAAUCCAUUUAUAAAUGAAAAUAACACUAAUUAUUUUACUCUUAAUAACUCCUUUGAACGAAAUUUUAAUGCAGAUAAUUCAAACAUUAGUGAAGAUUUAAGUGAAAACUAUUUAAGUAAUAAUUCAGAACCUAUUUUACCAAAUAAAAAACAAAUAGAAGAUUUUAUCUCAUCUGUUGAACAUAUUUGCAAUAAUAAAAAUGUAUUAAAAAAAGAAAGUUACGAUCAAUUAAAAAAUUACGCAAUCAAAAAUGAACAGGGUUUAUUUUUAGAUAACUAUUAUUCUAAUCCUGUUAAGAAUACUGAACAUACAAAAAAAUUAAUAGAUUUUAAUGAUUCAUUAUAUAAUAAAUUAAAUUUAAAUUUUGAUGAAAAUAAUUGUAAUAAUAAAAAGAAAAAACAUCGUAGAAAUUCUUCUAAUUCAAAUGAUAGCACUUUUUCAUUAAAUAAUGAUGAUAUAAAUAAGCACAAUUUCAAUAUUCUGAUAAAUUCCUUAAUUUCCAAUAAUGAAGAAAAAGAAGAAAAUACUAUUUCAAAAAAUAAUGAAGAAAAUUUAAAAAUUGAUAAAAAUUUAUUUUUUUCAAAUAGUUCAAGUAAUGAUUUAGAAAAAACUUAUAUUAAUAGUUAUUUUUCAAAUAAUCUUGAUGAAGGAGAUAAAAAUGAAGAAUUCAAUUGUUAUGAAUCAAAAGAAAAUUUAUAUAAAAAUUUAAGUUUUAACAUAGAUAAAAAUGAAACAGAACAUAUAUGUGACGAUAAAAAUAUAUUAAAAUAUCGUUCAUUCAGUGAUAAUAAUUAUGAAUAUAAAGAUUGUACUAGUUGUAAUGAUUAUAAUAGUAUUAAAGAUUAUAAUAAUUAUGACUGUAAUAAAGAUAUGAAUAACUAUUGUGAUAAUAAUAAUAAUAAUAAUAAUAAUAAUGAUUACAAUGGAUGUAAUAAUAAUAUUGAAGCUGUAGAAAAUAAAUUAAAAAAUAUGGUUUUUGAAUAUAUUCUUAGUAAUAAAUUAAAUGUUGCAAAAAAUUCAUCAAUCACUAAAAAUGAAAAAGAAUUAUUUAAAAAAAACGUAAGUAAAGAUAAUGAAGGAAUUAAAAUAAAUGAAUAUGAAGAUAUUUUAAAAGAAAAAAAUUUCCAUAAUAAUUCAAAAACUUUUUCCAAAAGUAUAAAUUUUAAUGAUGAUACUACUAAUUUUGAAAAAAAAAGAAAAUGUAAUUGUAUUAUUUGUUUAAAUAGUAAUAAUAAUGAUAAUAACAAUAAUAACAUCAAUGAUAGUACCUUAACAGAUUAUUAUCAAAGUGACGUGAAUAACAAUUUAAAAUCAAAUUGUAUUGAUGAUAUUUUUUGUGAUGAAAAAAAAACUUUUAAUAAUAAUGAAUAUAGUCUUACACAUAUUAAAAAUUUAAUACAGAAUAUAUCUAAUUUAAAUAAUGAAGAAAACAAAAAAUUUUAUGAUAAUUUUAUUAGCAAAAUUUUAAAUAAUCAAUAUGAAGUGAAUAAUUUUAAAAUUAGUGAAAAUUACAAUGAUAAUCAUAAUCAUAAUUGUCAUUGUAUUGAUGAUAAUAACUUAGAUUAUAUUAGUGAUUAUAAUAAUAAUGAUCAAAUACAUAAUCUUUUCAUGGAAAAUGGUUUAAGUGGAAAUAUCUUAAAAAAUUUAGAAAAUUGUAAAUUAAAUGAAAAAAUUUUAUCUAAAAUAGAAAAUAUUAAUAAAAGAGAAAAAAAAAAGGUAGAUGAAAAUAAUACUAAUUCCAUAUGCUAUCCUUAUGAUAGUAUUUUAAAAAAUCUAAAUAUGAAUAAUUUAAAAAAUUACUAUGAAUCAAAAAAAAAUACUUUUUUAAAUAACCAUAAUAUUGAUCAUAAAAUGGAUAAUAUAAAUUGUGAAAACAAUUUUUCUCAUAUACAAAAAGAGUUGAACCUUCAAAAUUAUAUUAAUAGCGCAAAUAAUUUGCAGAGUUCAUAUGAAGACAGUUAUCUAAAUAACAGUAAUAAUUUGAGUAAAGAAAAAAAAUUAACAGAUGAUAAAAAUUCUCCUCUAAAUAACAAUUUAUAUAAGAAAACAAAGAAUAAUUUAUCCAAUAACUUCUGUCAACAUAAAAAUAUGAAUUGUGAAGAAUCAGUAAAUUUCAAUAAAUCAAUUGAUGAUAAUCUCAAUGAAGAUAUAUAUAAUUGUAUUAAUCUGAACAUAUUAAGUGAACAUUCUUCAAAAAUAAAUGAAAUUGAAAAGCGUCAUUUAAAUGAGAUUAAAAAACAUCAGUUGAAUGGAAAUGAAGAUGAAAACGAAAGAAUAAAUGAAUAUAAUAUGAAUGAAAAAGAAAUAAAAGAAAACAAAUUGGGUAUAAUUAAAGUUAAGAAUUAUUCACAAAAAAAAAUGUUUAACAAAAAGAAUAAAAUGAUUUAUAGUACUUCAAAGGAUGAUAGCCUGUGUGUAAAGAAUAACAAAAAUAAAAGAGAAGAUAAUAAAAAAAAAAAUGCAAAAGAUUCUAUAAAUAAUUCAUCGAAGAAAAAAAACGGUAAUUCAAAAAAAAAAAAUAACAAUCUUAAUUUUAAAGAAAGCAUAGAAUGCACAUAUAAAGUAUCAAGCAAAGAAACACAACAAAAUUCUAAUUUUAUAUUUUUAGAUGAAGAUGAUAAAAUAUUUUCAAACCAAAAAAUACUAAACGAAGAAAAUAAAGAAAGAAAUAAAAGAAAGCGUUUUAAAGUUAAUGAAUUUCACGCUGAUACAAUUUUGGAUAAAAAUAUUCUACCAGCAAAUAUAAAGAGAUUCAUAAAUAGUUCGAAAGAUAAUAUUUUUAAAAAAACAAAUGAAAAAAUAAUUAAUGACAAUAUAAAUAUAGAAAAUAUAAAUAACGAAGAAAUUAUUAGUAAAGAAAUAAUAAAUAACAACAUAAUUAACGACAAUAUUUUAGUUGAAAAAAUCAAUGAAGAAGGGAUAAUCAUUAAAGAAGAAUUAGAAAAUGAUAAUAUAACUAACAGUAGUAUUGAACACAUAAAUGAAAAUGAAAUAAUUAAUAAAGAAAUAAUUAGCAAAGAAGAAAUUAUAAAUGAAAAUACUAUCAACGAUGAUAUACUUGUUGAAAAAAUAAAUGAUGGAAAGCUGAUUAGCAAAGAGAUAAUAAAUGAAUUGAUAAUGAUGAAAGAAGAUUUAAUACAAGAUGAUGAUAGUAAUUUUCAUACUGUAAAUAUAAAUAAAUUAAAUUUACAAGAUAAGAAAGAAUUAGAUGAAAUUAAUUUUAGUAGAAAUAAAUUAAAUGAUAAUAUAUUGAAUCAAAUUGAUAUGAAAGAAAAUCCAACUGAAAAUUACAAUAAUCAUCAUGCUAUGGAAGCUGAGAGAUUAAAUAGUGAUAUACCUUAUAUAACAGAUAUCUAUAAAGAAAUGCACAAAUCUCCAGUUAUGCCAUUGAGAAUUGAAGCGUUUCAUUCUUUAGAAGAUCAAAGAUUAAUAUAUGGAAAACCAGAAUGGCAAAAAUUUUUAUGCCCAUUAUGUGAUAAAAAAUAUUAUCCUCCAAAUACUUACAUUAAAAAUUAUGCACACUAUUUGAAUGAACAUUGGAAAAAUAGAAAAACAUUAGGUGGUUAUAUAAUUUUUCCUUGCAAGUUAAUACAUGAUAUAAAAGAAAACACAGAUAUAAAAAUUAAUAAAAAAAUGAAAAAAAAAAAAAGAGUUUUAAUAGAUCCGCAUUAUCAUUGCCCUUUAUGUUUACAUAUUUAUUUUAAUGAUUAUAAUUUGGUAAUUGAUCACUGUAUCAAAUUACAUAAAUCUUCUGGUGCUGAUCCAUCUAGAACUCUUCCAUCUAAUUUAGUUCAUACUCCGUUUAUUAAUAAUCAUGAUUAUUAUUCUAAACUAAGAAAAUUAGAAUCUGAUACUGAUAUUAACAUAAGUAUUAAUGAUAAUCACAAUAAUUCCAUAAGUGAAUCUUCUCAAAAUCUCAAUAUUUCUUCUCCAAAAAAACAAAACAUAUCUAAAGUUUGUGAUACUGAUACAAAUAAGAAAAAAAACAAAAAUAAUAGAAGCAGUAAAGUUAUUUUUUGUGAUGAUAUUCAAAUAAGAGAAUUCGACAUUGAACUAUCAAAAAUAGAAAAAAUUGGUGCAAGUAUUGGUCCUGUAUUUAUUGAUGAAGAAAAUGAAAAAAAAGAUAAAAAGGAAAAUAAACAAGAUGAAAAAGGUAGUAAAAUUGAUGAAAUGGAAAAAAAUGAAUACAAUGAAAAAAGCGGAAAUGGAGAUAAUAUUGAGAAAAUGAUAAGAGAUGAUGAUAAAAAUAAAAUUGAUGAAAAAAAUUUUAAUAAAAUAUAUGAUAAUGAAAGAAUUAUAGAAAAAAAUGAAAAAUAUAAUGAAAUAACAGAAGUAAAAAAAAUUAAUAAAAUUGAGCAAAAUUGUGAAAAAAAAAUAGAGAAAAAGACUAGCAAGAAUGAGAUAAAAAAAGUGGAGAAAGUUAAUGAAAAGAAAAUUCAAGAAAAAAAUAAAGAAAAUACAAAUGAAAAGAAUAAUAAAAUACAUAAAAAUGAUUUUAAUACAAAAACAUAUGAAAAAGCUGUGAAUGAAAUGAUAGAUAAAGAACAUAAUGAAAAUAAGGAUUUUCAUUCAAAUAACAAUGAUGAUAUUUUGAUUUCAAAAAAAAACAUAGAAUAUAAUAAUCUAAAUGAUUUAGAAAAUAACUUUUUGAAAAAAAAAUCGUUUGAAAAAAGGGAGAAUAAUAUUAAUAUAAAAAAAGUGAAUAUAAAAUACAAAAAAUUAGUAAAUGAGAAUACAAAUGACAAUUCAAUUUUAAAUGGGUUAACAAAUAUAAAUAAUGAUAAUGUAAUAAGUAAGGAAGAAUAUAAUAAUAACAAAAUUAUAGAACUGAAAAAUGAUAAAAAUAAACUAGAAUUUAAUGAUAAUAGUAAAUUAAUUCAUCCUGAUACAAAUAAAAUAGAACAUGAUGAAAUUCAAAUGGAACAAAUUAAAAAUGAUCAAGUGAAAAAUAUGACAAAUAAAAAGAAUAUUGGAAAAAAGAAUUAUAGUAACAAAGUUUUUUCAACACUUUUUAAUAUUGAUGGUUUAUCAUCUAAGGAAAGUAAAGAUAAUUUUUUUUCAUGUGUGAAUUAUGAAGAAAAUUUAAAAAUAAAAGAACAGCCGAUUAACGAAAUUCUACUUGAAAAUAGGAUAGAAAAUAGCAAAAAACAUAUAUUUACAUCAGAUAAUAAUAAUAAAAUAGGUAAACGUAUAAAAAAUAGCAUUGAAAACUUUCAUAAAAAUAUAAUAUCAAAAUAUAAAAGGAAAAUUAAAAUAUGUGCAAUUAAUGAAAAACAAAAAGAAUCAAAUAUAUGUGUUGGUAACAAAUUUCAGGAAAAUGUAUAUAUGCCCCCAGAAAAUAUGAUUUUAGAUUUCAAAAAUGAAAAAGAAAAAAAUAUUUUAAAAAAAGUAAUAAGAGAAAAAAAAAAAGAAAAAAUUGUGACUAUGAAGACGAAUUGUAGACAAAGCGCUAGAAUUAAAAGCAAAAAAAAAUAA